UUCCACCACCCUCAUCGAUGGCACUCAGUGCCCCUCGCUCGACUUUUGCCUUCUUCUGCGAUGCGCGCCUCUGCUUCAGACAUGUCCGCUAGCUUUCUAGUCAGGCAACGGAGAAGGCUGGAGAGCAGUUUCUUGACCUUCUUCAACCUUGGGCUGCUCCGUCGUCGUCAAUUGAUCUGUGAAAGCACAAGCAGAAGGCGUCCUAUCGCGGCGACCACAGCUUAUCUAUCGUCCCCUCUGUCCUCGCCUCUUGUCACGCGCCUUCCUUCCAAGAGGUCCCUCUGACUAUUGAGCUUCAUGAUGUUCGCUGGUGGCAAGCCUGGAUAUCGAACCUGCAUAUAUCACCCGGGUCAAGCUCGUCGCUAGGUAGUUCUUCAGCGUCGCCCGU
This is a messenger RNA of Schizophyllum commune H4-8, 388 nucleotides long. RefSeq lists its product as uncharacterized. The record is from RefSeq and is a predicted model, not a curated record. NCBI's taxonomy places the organism in Eukaryota, Fungi, Basidiomycota, Agaricomycetes, Agaricales, Schizophyllaceae. The coding region runs from base 61 to 285 and encodes 74 amino acids. The transcript has 2 exons.